CGUAGCUGUUGUCUUCGACCCCUUUACUCAAAGCGCCAUCGCACUGGGCGGCUCGGAAUGCCAGAGAUGUUCCAGUUGUAUGUGCUCGUGGUUCCUCUCUUUGGAGCAUAUGGCGCUCUGCUCUACGCUGAGCCCGGACACGAUGUGACUCUACGGUGUUUCUGUGUCUCCAGGGCCAACAAUCUGUGUUGGUACAAGCAGGUGGCGGGGGAGCAACCUCAGAUCGUCUCCUCGGUCUACAAGCAUCUACCGGCCAGCAACAGCUUCUACAACCAGUUUAAAGGCAACAAGCGCUUUUCAGUUCACACCGGGGAAGGGUUCUACCACCUGAACAUUUCCAAUGUCCGGGCCUGGGAUUCAGCGAUGUACUACUGCGGAUAUACCAGCGUUGCAGUCACCGAAUUUGAUAAUGGAACAUUUUUGGUUUUGAAAGGCUCAGAGUCCAGCCGCAGGUCUUUCCUCCAGCAGCCGGCGUCCGACUCCGCGAAGCCAGGAGGCUCCGUGACUCUGAACUGCACCGUGCACGCUGGAACCAGUGGCGCAGGGCACAGUGUGUACUGGUUCAAAAAGGAGGAUUCAAGAAACUCCCACUUGGGAAUUAUGUACAUCCACAGCAGCAGCAGUCAGUGUGCACAGAGCCUGGAGCCUCCCGCACAGAGCUGUGUGCACAGCUUAUCGAAAAGGAACGUGAGCCAGUCGGAUGCCGGGAUGUAUUACUGUGCCGUGGCGACAUGUGAAGAGAUACUGUUCGGCAACGGGACGAGACUGGAGGUUGGAGGGCAACCGGGUGACACUUUUCCUCUCUUGAUGCAAUGCUCGGUCGCAGCUCUGCUUGUGUCUGGUGUCUUGAACAUCGUGCUUGUGGGCAUCCUCUGCAAAAUGUCCAGGAGGAAACAUCUCCGUUCUCAAGCACUGAACCCCCCUUUGAGUGUCCCAGAAGACACCUCAGACAGUCAGAAUGAGGAUUUUGAUGCGUUGAACUACGUAGCUCUGGACUUCGAGAAGAGGCAAGGCAAGAGCAGGAGGCACAGGAGCCCAGAGGAGGAGACCAUUUACACUGGAGUUAGACGGUCAGACAUGAAGUGACCACACUUUCUACACCACACACCGACUCCUGUAAUUUCAGUUCUUAUUAAAAUAUUUUAUUCAAAAAGGUGCUAAAUAUGAAAUAG
Cyclopterus lumpus (lumpfish) is the source of this 1172-nucleotide messenger RNA. RefSeq lists its product as uncharacterized. Gene Ontology annotation, biological process: response to bacterium. The transcript is spliced from 6 exons. Bases 58 to 1086 code for a protein of 342 amino acids. Lineage: Eukaryota; Metazoa; Chordata; Actinopteri; Perciformes; Cyclopteridae. The record is from RefSeq and is a predicted model, not a curated record.